Messenger RNA from Lepidothrix coronata (blue-crowned manakin), 321 nucleotides. RefSeq names its product neuropeptide FF-amide peptide precursor (gene NPFF). Gene Ontology annotation, molecular function: neuropeptide hormone activity. The coding region runs from base 1 to 321 and encodes 106 amino acids. Lineage: Eukaryota; Metazoa; Chordata; Aves; Passeriformes; Pipridae. The record is from RefSeq and is a predicted model, not a curated record. The transcript is spliced from 3 exons.
AUGACGGGGCGCCCGGCGCUGCUUCUGAUGCUGCUGCUGCUGGCGGGGACCCCGCGCAGCUCCCGCUGCUGCCCCGGGACCCUCGACCCGGCCCCGGCCGCCGCCGCCCCCCCGGGGCCGCCCCCCGCCGCCGCCCUGGGCGCGCUGCUCCGGUCCCUGCAGCGCCCCGGCCGCGCCCCCGGGACCCUCCUCCAGCCCCAGAGGUCGGGGUGGGGGCCGCAGGGGGGGGCCCAGGCCCGGCUCAGCCCCCGGAGCUGGGACCCCCCGCUCGCCCCGUUCUGGACGAUGGCGACCCCGCAGCGCUUCGGCCGCCGCCGCUGA